Melopsittacus undulatus (budgerigar) is the source of this 3597-nucleotide messenger RNA. RefSeq names its product ZFP36 ring finger protein like 2 (gene ZFP36L2). Lineage: Eukaryota; Metazoa; Chordata; Aves; Psittaciformes; Psittaculidae. The record is from RefSeq and is a predicted model, not a curated record. The coding region runs from base 207 to 1664 and encodes 485 amino acids. The transcript has 2 exons. Gene Ontology annotation, molecular function: mRNA binding; metal ion binding.
AGGAGCCGCGGAGUUCCCGCAGUUGGCUUGCUGCUGUGUAGCUGUUGUUGGCGUUCUUGGCCCGGCACCCGCCGGGAAAAAGACGGGACCAUUUCGGAUCUCAAGCAAACAGCCACCUCCUGUCUAGUCGUGGCUUUUCCAAACCCUCCGAGGAGAGCGGGAUCUUUUGGUCCUUCCUGUAUUUCCGACCAUUACAGGAUCUAGAAAUGUCGACGACACUUCUAUCUGCCUUCUACGACAUUGAUUUCUUGUGCAAGCAGACGGAGAAGUCCCUGACCAACCUCAGCAGCAUGCUGGACAAGAAGGCCGUGGGGACCCCGGUGACCUCCCCCAGUUCCAGCUUCGCGCCGGGCUUUCUGCGACGGCACUCCACCAGCAACCUGCCGGCGCUGGCCGGUGGGUCCAAAUUCCCCAGCCCUGCCGGCUCCAGCUCUUCCUCCACAUCUUCCUCCUCCUCUUCCUCCUCCUCCUCGUUCGGCAGCCUGAAGGAGACGGGCUCCGGCGGAGGUGGCAGCAGUAGCAGUCCCACGGCCCUGCUUAACAAGGAGAACAAGUUCCGGGACCGCUCCUUCAGCGAGAACGGCGAGCGCAGCCAACACCUCAUGCAGCAGCUCCAGCAGCAGCAGCAGGCGGCGGCGGCCGGCAAGGGGGGCGGUUCCGGUGGCGGCGGCGGGGCCCCCAUCAACUCGACGCGCUACAAAACGGAGCUUUGCCGCCCCUUCGAGGAAAGCGGCGCCUGCAAGUACGGCGAGAAGUGCCAGUUCGCCCACGGCUUCCACGAGCUGCGCAGCCUCACUCGCCACCCCAAAUACAAGACCGAGCUCUGCCGCACCUUCCACACCAUCGGCUUCUGCCCCUACGGCCCGCGCUGCCACUUCAUCCACAACGCCGAAGAGCGCCGCCCGGCGCCCGGCGGGGGCACGACCGCCCCUCCUCCCGCCGCCGGCGCGGGGCCUCACCACCACUCUCACCACACUCCUCACCCCGCCGGCAGCACCGGGGACCUCCGCGCGUUUGCUCCCCGUGACCACACGUUGGGCGGCGGCGGGUUCGGGCACCCCCGCGGCGGGGAGCGGCCUAAGCUGCACCACAGCCUGAGCUUCUCCGGGUUCUCCGCCCAUCACCACCACCAACCGCCGCACCCCCACAGCGCCGCCCCACCGCCGCCGCCCGCGGGUCGCCUUGAAGCCGCCCUGCUGGAGAGCUCCGGCGGGUCGCGCACGCCGCCGCCCCCCGCUUCUGCGUCGUACUGCGAGGAGCUGCUGUCGCCGGCCUGUGCUAACAACGCCUUUGCCUUCUCUGGGCAGGAGCUAGGCAGCCUCAUCGCACCGCUCGCCCUCCACACACAGAACUUCGCUGCGGCCGCCGCUGCUGCAGCCGCCGCCGCUGCCUAUUACCGCUGCCAGCAGCAGCCGCCGCCUCCACCCGGUGGGGGCUGCCCGCCGCCCCCUGCAUCGCCGCCUUUCAGCUUCCAGCCCCUUCGCCGCCUCUCCGAGUCGCCUGUGUUCGACGCGCCGCCCAGUCCCCCGGACUCCCUCUCCGACCGGGAGAGCUACUUGAGCGGUUCCCUCAGCUCCGGGUCCCUCAGCGGCUCCGAGUCGCCCAGCCUGGACUCGGGCCGCCGUCUGCCUAUCUUCAGCCGGCUCUCCAUCUCCGACGACUAAGGGAAAGGGAGUACCGGAGGGGCCGGCCCCGCGGCUGCCGGGCAAGUAAGUUAACGAGUGAAGAAAGUGAAUCCUUCUCCUCUUCUUCCUUUUUUUUUUUUUAUAUCUAUAUAUCUUUAUAUAUACACCGAGAGCUGAACAAAGGAAAAAAAGGCUUUUUGCAAAAGGGGCAAAUGACGCAAAUUAAACAAACCUAUUUUUAUAAAGAGAACUUGGAAGAAGGGGAUUUUUUGUUUUUUUUUUGGAAACAAGUUCUGAUCCGCACCAGCAGCAGCCAUUCCAUCUGUGUUCAGAAAGAGGAGAGAAGAAAACAAAGAGAAAAGAGCAUUAGAAAACACACCACCAUAAAGCAACAAACAAUCCGGGGAGCGCUGGCCCUACUUGCCCAGUGCCUCCGAACCUUCGGACACACACAGAAGGUUACGAAAUUGGUUCCUUUCAAUGCAGUUUAGAUAAAACGCAGAAACAUGAAGCCUGUAAAACCUGUCAGCUUUUUUUUUUUUUACGGAAAAGAGGAAAAAAUCCCAUCAUCCUGCCAAGAAUAUGCCUUGAUAACAACCUUUUUUUAUAUAUCUAUGUAUUAUUAUUAUAACAUGCUAAAACCUUCAUUCCAAAGUUUUAAUAUUGGUUCCAUUGCCACCACUUAGUGGAUGUUUGGCUUAGAACAAUUUCUGUUGUUGUUGCUUUAUUUGGAAGCACUCAACUGAGUUUAGUUUGUAAUUGUUGGAGAAUAACUGCUGAUUUUGUUUGUUUGUUUUGUUUGUUUUUUAAUUUUUUUAGCUGGUUUGAGUUGAUUUUGCAUGAGUGAGUCACUGCACACCAACUCAAAUCUGAAACUAUUUAACUUAUUUAUUAUCUUGUGGAAAGUAUACAUUGGUAAUUUGUUCAUACUGUAUUUAUCGGGUAUGAUGAAAAAAGCAACAGAUAUAUAUUCUUUUAUUAUGUUUAAAUUAUGAUUGCCAUUAUUAAUCGGCGAAAUGUGGAGUGUGUUCUUUUCACAGUAAUAUAUGCCUUUUUUGUAACUUCACUUGGUUAUUUUAUUGUAAAUGAGUAAAAUUCUUAAUUUAAGAGAUUGUAAUAUUUAUUUCAUUAAUUUCUUUCCUUGUUUACGUAAAUCUGAAAGAUUGCAUGGUUUCUGUAUAGAAAUCGGUCUUGAUGCUGUGGAAGUAGUUUGAGGGAUUUCUAUGGGAUUUUUGUAGAAUGUAAAAUGGUUGUAGCCUGUCUGAGGUGAAAAACAAAUGAGAGGAAACAAGCCAGCAGCAAAAAGAGGACUGACUUCACAAUCAGAGUGGCAAAUCGAAUCCAGACUUGUUUAAUGUAACCAAAAAGUAUUUUUUGUUGCCUAACCACCAAUCACACUGUGAUAAGAGUCUCAGUAUGUAGCAAUAAUUGGGGGUUCCAGUGUUAGGAUGUCUCACAGUGCCUUCUCAAGGGUCCACGCUUGCCUUAAAUCUCUCUCUCAACCAAAUAAGUAUUUUUUUUUCUUAAUGCUUGAUAUGAUUUGAAUGUAGGGAUGGGUUUUAACUGCAGCAAAAUUUUGCCACUCUUGGUAAGAAUGGAGGCCAUCUUUGGAUCUGAAACUUCGUAUAUACCUGAACAUAUCUUGUUUAAACUGAGUUCCAAAACUUUGGCAUUUUAUUAUUUUUCCUUGUGUAGAGAGUCAGAAGUUUCCUAAAACUUUCCUGGAUGGUGGAUGAAUGAGCGGUAGCUUAGUUUUUGUUUGUACAUAGGUACACAUUGAGCACUAUGUACUCUUUUUGGACUACUUUAACAAGAAGUAUGUUUUGAAUGUAACUAAAGGAUAAGUCAACUUGAGUUGUAAUAUAUUUUUCGGGAGUCAGUUCACUACAGAUUGUGUGAGACUGUAAACUUUGUACUGUAAAUGUUUUGUAGUUCUCCCAAUAAAGUCUUUUUGGAAAAAAAACAGUAAAAA